AUGGCUAACCGAGAAGGUUGGAGCAUGCAUCAGCUAGACGUCAAAUCUGCAUUUCUAAAUGGAUUUCUUGAGGAAGAUGUUUAUGUUCUGCAGCCUCAGGGAUUCAAGAAGGAGAAGCAUGAGCACAAGGUGUAUAAACUCAAGAAGGCCUUAUAUGGCCUAAAACAAGCUCCAAGAGCUUGGAAUAAGAGAAUAGAUGAAUUCUUGUGUCAAGUGGAGUUUCUAAAGUGUGUAUCUGAGUUUGGAGUUUAUAUUAAGACUGUGAUACAUAACAAGCUAGAAGAAAAACUGAUAAUCUGCUUGUAUAUGGAUGACUUACUCGUGACAGGAAGCAGUGAGGAAUUGAUAAAUGAGUUUAAAUCUCAGAUGUUAUCUGAGUUUGAAAUGAGCGACCUUGAAAGAUUGAGUUACUUCUUGGGUAUUGAGUUUGUACAAACCAAGUCUGGAAUCGUUAUGCAUCAGACCAAAUAUGCAUCUGAUUUGCUCAAGAGAUUCAACAUGCUGCAGAGCAAUCCUGCAGGUACACCAUCAGCAGUUGGUCUGCAUCUUGAGCAAAAUGCUGCUGAAGAACCUGUUGAUCCAGCAGUCUAUAGAAAGAUGGUUGGAAGCUUGAGAUAUUUGUGUCAUACCAGGCCUGACUUGAAUCACAGUGUUGGGUUAAUAAGUAGGUUCAUGCAAGAACCCAAGCAAUCACAUAUGACUGCUGCAAAAAGGAUCUUGAGGUAUUUACGUGGAACGACUGAGUUUGGAAUUCUGUUUUCCAGGAACACUAACCAUGAGGAUAUGAAGCUAAUUGGUUUCUCGGACUCAGAUUGGUGUGGUGAUAAAGGUGAUAGAAAAAGCACAGCUGGUUACAUUUUCUUUAUUGAAGGAGCUCCAAUCAGCUGGAGUUCUAAAAAAGAGCCUGUAGUUGCUCUUUCAUCUUCCGAAGCGGAAUAUAUUGCUGCUGCUGAAGCAGCAUGUCAAGCAGCAUGGUUGGAGAAGUUGAUGAAUGAAUUGAAGAUUAAAUUGAAGUCAAAGACAACACUUAUGGUAGACAACAAAUCUGCCAUUGAUUUGGCUAAGAAUCCAAUCUGUCACGGUAAAAGCAAGCAUAUUAAAACUCGGUUUCAUUUCUUGCGUGAUCAAGUUAAUCAAGGAAAGCUGAAUGUUGAUUUUUGCAAGUUAGAAUUUCAGCUUGCAGAUAUCUUUACGAAAGCUUUGAAAUAUGAAAGGUUUAAGUGCCUGAGAGAAUCUAUUGGAGUUGUUUGUAUGAAAAUGUUUUUGGCUUAG
Messenger RNA from Abrus precatorius (Indian licorice), 1272 nucleotides. RefSeq lists its product as uncharacterized. The transcript has a single exon. Lineage: Eukaryota; Viridiplantae; Streptophyta; Magnoliopsida; Fabales; Fabaceae. The record is from RefSeq and is a predicted model, not a curated record. The coding region runs from base 1 to 1272 and encodes 423 amino acids.